Messenger RNA from Adineta steineri, 2160 nucleotides. NCBI's taxonomy places the organism in Eukaryota, Metazoa, Rotifera, Eurotatoria, Adinetida, Adinetidae. The record is from the annotation of a GenBank genome assembly.
AUGCCAAACGCAAUUUAUCAAUAUUCAACAGCAUCAAUUAAUAUUUUAUUGAAACGAAAAGAUGAUUCGAAAGAAUUUAUAGUGAUAAAGAAUGACAAAAAGAAGAUUUCAUCAAUUGCUUGGUCAAGAUUUGGAUUUCCAGCAAAACGUUUAACAGACAAUUCUUAUAAACGAAUAGUUGGUUUUGCAAGUUGUUUCGAAUGCAAACAUACCUAUAGUUUUCAGUCUGGUGGUAGCGGAAGCACGAAAUCCCUUUUAAAUCAUAAAUGUAAAAAAAGAGCACCAUUAGCAAAUAGGCAAGCGAGUCCAUUAAACAAAAUCAUCAAAUUAGAGAAAACAACAGCACCUAAAUUAGCUGCUAUUGAUUAUACUGAAAUUCAUGAUGAUUUAACUAAAUGGAUAUGUUCGUCUAUUCGCCCGUUCAAUAUUGUUACAGAUCCAGGAUUUAAAAUUUUUUUAGAAACGAUUGUCAAUAUUAGUCAAGAAUAUCAUGCACCAAUCGAUAUUGAUGAUAUUCUUGUAUCACCAGCAGCAAUUUCGAAUAAUAUCCACAAACUAGCUGAAUAUUACAGAUCUUUAAUACGAUCGGUAUUAAUUGAUCAAGCAGAGUCCGGCACAUUAGCUAUUAGUCCGGACCUUUGGACUGAUAAAUCCAAAAAUGUGAAUUAUUUGAGUUUAACAGUUUACUUUGUUGCUACUGAUUUUGAAUUAUAUACAAUUGAUUUAUGUUGUACUCCAUAUAAUGAAGUUGAUAAAACUGGUGAAUCUGUUUUACAAGCAAUACGUCAACAACUCCAUUUGUACGGAUUAUUACCUUACAUGGAUGAUCAUAAAAUAACAUUUACAUCUGAUCGUGAACCAAUUAUUCUAAAAGCAUUAAAAGGACAACCGGUGAUUUAUUGUUGUGCACACAGAAUUGAUAAUGUGCUUAAACGAGCUUUUUAUCAAACGGCACAGAAGAGAGAAAAGAAAAUUUUGAAUGCAUCAACAACAUCUGGAAAACGACAAUUGACAGAGUAUCAAUUGAUAUGUGAUAGUUCAUCCGAUAGUAGUUCAUCUGAAGAUGAUACUACAGCUCCAUCUCCAUCAAAAUACGUCGAAGCCCAUACAUUAUUAGUGGACAUACCAUUAAAAGCAAAAGAAAUUUUAACUACAAUCACAGCAAGUAAAAAACUAGUGAAAUAUGUGAAAUUAACUGGAUUAAAUAAAGAUAUUGAAGAUCUUGGUGGUAUUGUAUUGAAACAAGAUUGUAUUGUCAAGUGGCUUUUACUGUCAAAUAUGCUCGAAUCAAUCGAUGCUUCACUAGAAUAUGUUCGAUCGAUAUUCUUAAAAUCAAAGAACCAAUAUUAUUUUAAAUUAGAUCAUAUUAGUAUGGAUGGUCUAAAAGACUUAAUUUGUUUACUAAAGGAAUUCAAAAAUGUAUCUUUACAAGUACAAACUGGUACUCGGCCAUCACUUCAUAUGGCUUAUAUUUGUAUAAAUAAACUUGAACGUCAUUUAAAUGGAACUGAUGUUGAUAAAUAUGGUAAAUUUAUAAAUAUAGAUGAUCGCCAUGAAGGAACUGAUUUUUUUCGAAAACGUUUGUUUCAAUUAUUACAAUGCAUGUUUACUUUUGAUAAUAAACAUAUUGUAGCAGCUGCUCUACAUCCACUAUAUCGCAAGUUAACCUUUGCAACCACGUAUAACAAAACUUUCGCAUAUGUUUACAUUCGCGAACAAAUAGAUGAAAUUCUUGGAUUAAAUAAGCAGCUAAUGACAUUGUAUGAACCAUUACAAAAGAGGCACAAGACAAUGGAAGAUCAAUUUGCUGAUCCAGAUGAUGAAUUCGAUACGCAGGGUGUUAGUUCACCAUCAGCAAAUACAUUUAAUUAUGAUGAACUUGAACGAUAUCUACAAAUGAAUAUCGAAGAUUUUUACAAACAACCUAACCCAUUACCAUUCUGGCGAGAUCAUCAAAGUAUGUUUCCAGCACUAUCCUUAUUGGCUCGUCGUCUCUUUUCCAUCCCGGUUACAUCAGUUGGAGUAGAACGUCACUUCUCAUCUGCCGGUCUUACAAUAACACAACGUCGAUCAUCACUUGAUCCUGAUACCAUCAACGAUGUUCUUUUCGUUCGAUCUAUACAACACCUUUUGGAAUCAAAACCAAAUUUUUUUUUCUAA